Molecule: messenger RNA, 2662 nt
Organism: Colius striatus (speckled mousebird)
Lineage: Eukaryota; Metazoa; Chordata; Aves; Coliiformes; Coliidae
Gene: SLC27A3
Product: solute carrier family 27 member 3
Exons: 10
Coding region: 11-1870 (619 amino acids)
Cellular component (GO): endoplasmic reticulum
Molecular function (GO): long-chain fatty acid-CoA ligase activity; long-chain fatty acid transmembrane transporter activity
Source: RefSeq, a predicted model, not a curated record
CGGGCCCGCGAUGGCGCUGGCGCUGCUCGCCGCCCUGGCCGCGCUGGUUCUGCUGCAGCGGCUGCUGCGGCCGCACCUUUGGGCCGACGUGGCGUUCGCGGCGCGGGCGGCACGGUGCCGGCGGCGAGCGGCGGCGGCCGCGGGGGGAGCGGGGCUGGCGGCGCGGUUCCUGCGGGCGGCCCGGGAGAGACCCGCGAGGCCGUUCCUGAGGGCGGCGGGGCGCUCGGAGCGCUACGGGGACGCGGCUCGGCGGGUGGCCAAGGUGGCGAACGCGCUGCGGGGACGGGCGCUGCGCGGCGGCGGCGAGCUGGGUCCCGGCGUGACCGUGGGGCUGCUGGUGGGCAACGAGCCGCGCUUCGUCUGGGGCUGGCUGGGGCUGUCGGCGCUGGGCGUUCGACCCGCGUUCCUGGGCACGGCGCUGCCCCCCGCUGCCCUCCGGCAUUGCCUCCGCGCCUGCGGGGCCAGGGGGCUGCUGGUCAGCGACGACCUGUUUGGGGCAGUGGAGCCCAUCCUGCCCGACCUGCAGGAGGACGGGGUGCUGGUGUGGGUGCUGGGCUCGGGGCCGUAUCCCCCCGGCGUCGUGGCCCUGCAGGAGCUGCUGGAUGCGGCCUCGGAGGAGCUGGAGCCCGAGGACGUGUGGCAGCCCCAGGACAUGAACGACACCUGCCUCUACAUCUUCACCUCGGGCACCACGGGUCUCCCCAAAGCCGCUCGUGUUUCCCACCUCAAGUCCAUCAUGUGCCUGAGCUUCUACGAGCUGGUGGGAGCCUCCAGCCGGGACGUGGUUUACCUGGCGCUGCCCCUUUACCACAUGGCCGGGUCCCUGCUGGGCAUCGCCGGCUGCAUCGGCAUCGGAGCCACUUGCGUGCUGAAGGAGAAGUUCUCAGCCAGCCAGUUCUGGGAUGACUGUCGUGCCGAGGGAGUCACCGUGUUCCAGUACAUCGGCGAGCUCUGCCGCUACCUGGUCAACCAGCCCCAGCGUCCCGGGGAGCGUGAGCACGGGCUGCGCAUGGCUGUGGGCAGCGGCUUGCGGCCCGACGUCUGGAGGAGCUUCCUGAGGCGUUUCGGGGCCAUUCGCAUUGUGGAGACCUACGGCAUGACCGAGGGCAACGUCACCCUCUUCAACUACACGGGCACGCCGGGCGCCGUGGGCCGCGGCAGCUUCAUCUACAAGCUCUUCUCUCCCUUUGAGAUCGUCCGUUACGACGUGAGCGAGGGAGCCCCGGUGCGGGACGCGUCCGGCCGCUGCAUCCGCGCGGGGACGGGUGAGACGGGGCUGCUCAUCGCGCCCGUGACCCCCAGGACGCCGUUCCUGGGCUACGCGGGCAGCCGGGAGCUGUCGGAGCAGAAGCUGCUGCGGGGGGUGUUCGCUGAGGGCGACGUUUACUUCAGCACCGGGGACCUGAUGGAGCAGGACGCGGCUCAGUUCGUGUGGUUCCGCGACCGCACCGGGGACACCUACAGGUGGAAAGGUGAGAACGUGGCCACCACCGAGGUCGCCGAAGCCUUGGUAGCCCACGAGUCCCUGCAAGAAGCCACCGUCUACGGCGUCGCCGUGCCAGGCCACGAGGGCCGUGCCGGGAUGGCGGCGCUGGUGCUGCGGCCCGGCUGCCGCCUCGAUGGCUCCGCGCUGUACCGGCACGUGGAGCAGCUGCUGCCGCCCUACGCGCGGCCCCGCUUCCUGCGGCUCCAGGAGCGCCUGGCCGUGACGCAGACGUUCAAGCAGCAGAAGGUGCGCCUGGCUCGGGAGGGCUGCGACCCCGGCGGCGUCCCCGACCCGCUCUUCCUCCUGGACGAGGCCGCCCAAGCCUACGUGCCGCUGGGCCCCGAGCUGUGGCAGCGGGUCCUGGACGGCCGCCUCCGCAUUUAGCUGCAGCUCCCGCGGCCUGAGCCCGGGCAGCGCCCCGCAGCCCUCCUGCCGCGCCCGCUGCCCCACGGGUACCCCACAGCCACCCCGAGGGUCCCACGGCCAUCCUGCCAUCCCCGGGCCCCCCACACCCAUCCUGUGGGUCCCCAAAUCCAUCCUGAGGGUCCCCACGUCCAUCCUGCCAUCCCCAUGUCCCCCACACCCAUCCUGUGGGUCCCCAAAUCCCCAUGUCCAUCCUGAGGGUCCCCACAUCUAUCCUGCCAGCCCCAUGUCCCCCACAUCCAUCCUGCGGGUCCCCAAAUCCAUUCUGGGGGUCCCCCACAUCCAUCCUGCCCUCCCUGGGCCCCCCACAUCCGUCCUAUGGGUCCCCACGUCCAUCCUGAGGGUCCCUCAUGUCCAUCCUGCCAUCCCCAUGUCCCCCACAUCCAUCCUGUGGGUUCCCAAAUCCCCACAUCCAUCCUGAGGGUCCCCAAGUUCAUUUUGAGGGUCCCCACAUCCAUCCUGCCAUCCCUGGGUCCCCUAAAUCCAUCCUGGAAGUCCUAAAGUCAGUCCUGUUGGGUUCCCCAUGUCCUCACAUCCACCCUCCAGCUCCCCACACCCACUCUGGGGGGUCUCCACAUCCCUCCCAACGUCCCCAAGUGCCUCCUGCUCCAACCCUCCGUCUCCCCCCUGCCCACCCCACCCCGAGGGUCACGUCCCUCCCCAUCCCCACUUGUCACCCCCUCCCAGAGCCACCAGUGCCUCCCCCACAUCCUGGGGUACAAACACACUCCUUUUAGGGUGUUUUUUUUGCAA